AUGCGCUUCGCCAUCUUCUCCUUCCUCGUUGCGCUCCUCGCUGCCUUCGUCAUGGCAAGCGCACCCCACCGCUCUGUCAUCAUCAGCUGGCCCAACGACACACCCGACGACAUUGUCGAGCAGAGCAAGGAGGCUAUCCGACAGGCCAAGGGCGUCAUUACCCACGAGUACAACAUCAUCAAGGGCUUCGCUGCCACGGCCCCCGCUGCCGCGCUCGACAUGGUGUCGACGCUGAGCGACGUGUACAAGUGCGAGAUCGAGGAGGAUGGCAUCGUUACCACGCAGAACAACAAGGAGUAG
Messenger RNA from Alternaria conjuncta, 300 nucleotides. RefSeq lists its product as uncharacterized. The transcript has 2 exons. Bases 1 to 300 code for a protein of 99 amino acids. Gene Ontology annotation, molecular function: endopeptidase inhibitor activity. Gene Ontology annotation, biological process: vacuole fusion, non-autophagic. Lineage: Eukaryota; Fungi; Ascomycota; Dothideomycetes; Pleosporales; Pleosporaceae. The record is from RefSeq and is a predicted model, not a curated record.